CAACUGAUCGGACCGUACGGUUGGUGCUCCUUCACUGCUGCUGCUUGCGCUUCUGGUUGCGUUCCGUUCUGAGUCUGGAAUCGUGCUGUGAAUCGUGUGUGCUGUGUAUCGUGUGUGCUAUUUUUGAUCCGCCAAUCGAUCUUCUGUGAUCUUCAUCCAUAAUUCAGGAGCUGCGCCCCUCUCAUCAGGCCAACAUAUCAAAAGUGAAGAAAAACGAAGGAUCUCAAUAACAAGGCAAUUAAAGGCGAAUAACAAGGAGCAGCUACGUAACAGAAUAGUCAUCGGAAUACUUUGGAGCAUUGGAUCUUGUGUUUGGAACACAGAAACUAACGUCAAGGCGCCACCAAAAAUCUACCUCACAAAACCAACCACUCCCCGCAACUCCUCGACUGAACAAUCAUGAUGCGUGGAUUCUCGUUGGCACGAUUGGCCCAACUGGCAGGAGGCAACAAUGGUGCAACGGUGGUUCGAGCGGUACGCCAGGAGCGAUACCUGAGCGUACGGAACGUGCGGAUGCUCAGCACCAAGCGGCAGCCCAAGUUCCUCGAAGAAACCAUCUUUCCGGCGGAAAAUGGUUUCGAACAGAACUCACUGUACGACAACAACAUACCCAUUCCGCACGAAACCCUCGACCAGUACCUGUGGGAUCAGUUCAGCAAGUGGACCAACAAAACGGCCGCGAUUUGCGGCAUCACCGGGCGCAGCUAUACGUAUGGAACGCUGCGCGAUCACUGUGCGGCGCUCGCCAUUCGACUGCAGCGGAAACUGAACCUCCAGUUCGGCAACACGCUUGCCGUGUGUCUUCCAAACAUUCCAGAGUUUCCGCUCGUCACACUGGGCGCCGUCGAGGCCGGCCUGGUGGUCACGACCAUCAAUCCUAUCUACACCGCAGAGGAAAUUUCGCGCCAACUGCUGGACAGUGACACAAAGUUCCUGGUGGGACUGGCCUCGAACAUUGCAGUAUUAAGGGAGGCGGUGCAGCUGGCUAAACUUGACAUCCCGAUCGCCUGCAUUCGUACGACCAACGACGAGAGUCUACCGGCUGGUACGAUCGACUUUUCGGAGUUGACCAAUCCGUCGGGCAUUCACUACAGCGAGCUACGCCAGCAUGACCGUACGCCCGAGGAUAUCGUCUUUCUGCCGUACUCAUCCGGUACGACGGGACUACCGAAGGGUGUCGAGUUGACGCACGUUAACAUCGUGUCGAACAGUGAGAUGCUAAGCGUGAAAGCUGGAAAUGGUACCGUGGUUCUGCCAACUACCGACACGUACCAGGAUGUGUUACCGUGCGUGUUGCCCUUCUUCCACAUCUACGGCCUAACGGUGACGAUGCUGUCGAAGUUGCGCGCCGGCUGCAAGCUGGUCACGCUACCCAAUUUCCGGCCCGAUACGUUCCUUAAUGCACUGGCCGAGCACAAGGGUAGUGUGCUGCAUCUCGUUCCGCCUAUCAUCAUCUUCCUUGGUCACCACGAUGGAGUGCAAGCGAAGCACACGGACUCGAUCCGGAACGUGUUCUCGGGUGCCGCUCCGAUGGGUACUCCGGAUGCGGAACGCUUCACCGCUCGCGCACCGAAGGUCGAAUUCAUUCAGGGAUAUGGCCUAACGGAGACGGCUCCGGUCGUGCUGAUGGGUGCACUGGGUGGUCGGAACUAUGCCUCGGUCGGUUCGCCCUGUCCACGCACUCAGGCCAAGAUCGUGGACCUGAAUGAUCCCACCAAUACGGCCCUCGGACCGAACCGUUCCGGUGAGCUGCUUGUCCGUGGUCCGCAAAUAAUGAAGGGCUACCAUAACAACCAAAAGGCCACCGAGGAAAUGAUCAUCGAAGGUGGCUGGUUGCGUACCGGUGACAUCGCACACUACGAUGACGAUCUGCAGUUCUACAUCACCGAUCGGCUGAAGGAGCUGAUCAAGGUGAAGGGUUUCCAGGUGCCACCGGCCGAACUGGAGGAGUUGCUGCGUGCCCACGACCAGGUAGCUGAUGCGGCCGUCGUCGGUGUACCGCAUCCGAUUUCGGGCGAAGUACCGCGUGCGUUCGUCGUACCAAAGGGUGGUGCACGGUUAAGCGAGGACACGCUCAAAGCGUUCAUCGCCGGCAAGGUCGCAUCCUACAAGCGGCUCGAAGGUGGUGUCACCUUCCUGGACAGUAUUCCCAAGAAUGCGUCGGGCAAAAUCCUGCGGCGGCAGCUGAAGGAGAAGUACUGCUCGUAAGCCAACAUCCGUACCGUGCUAAUAUCGAGAACCGGCGUUCGAACCCAUAAAUCUCAUAUCUCGUGGUUAGGUUAGCGGUAGAAAGUGGACUUACUCAGGACUAGCGAAGGGUCGAGAGGUGGGAGGGUUAUUGAUUUUCUUCGUUUCCUUUAGAGUAAGUAACCUGUCACAGACUGUUUAGAAGAGUAGCAAAUGGCACGUUCGUACACCACCUAGGGUAAAUCUGGCUGUACUCGUGUGUCUGUGUGUACGUGUAUGGUGGACGAUUUUAAGGCUUUCGAUGUUCCAGACUACCAAUAAGAUUUUUUUGUUUCCAUUCGUUGUCCGAUCGAAUGACCAUCAUGUUCAAAUCAUCCAUCGGGGGCGAUUGGGUUGUAAAACAAUUAAACAGAAAAAUGACCAACAACAUAUGAGUGGAUGCAGAACUUUACGUUUCAUAUGAAAUAAAUAUAAUUUUUAGUUGUU
Messenger RNA from Anopheles aquasalis, 2673 nucleotides. It is a transcript of the gene pdgy, whose product is annotated as acyl-CoA synthetase family member pudgy. Gene Ontology annotation, biological process: long-chain fatty acid metabolic process; fatty-acyl-CoA biosynthetic process. Lineage: Eukaryota; Metazoa; Arthropoda; Insecta; Diptera; Culicidae. Gene Ontology annotation, molecular function: long-chain fatty acid-CoA ligase activity. The record is from RefSeq and is a predicted model, not a curated record.